CUCAAACACAGAACCAGGAAACAGGAAUCACCUGAGUUCAGAGAAAGUGAAACUGAAGUGUAGUUGAGCUGUUGUGUGUUUGUGUCUCUGUAUUCAUGCAGUAAAAUGGCAGAAGCCAAAAUUUCUCAGGAGGAGUUAAUGUGUCCAAUGUGUCUGGAUCUCCUGAAGGAUCCAGUGGCCAUUCCCUGUGGGCACAGUUACUGUAAGAUCUGUAUUACAGGCUGCUGGGAUCAGGAGGAUCAGAUGAGAGUCUACAGCUGCCCUCAGUGCAGACAGACCUUCAGUCCAAGACCUGCUUUAGCUAAAAACACCAUUCUGGCUGAAAUGGUGGAGAAACUGAAGAAGAUUAAACUUCCUGCUGACUUUUACGCUGGAGCUGGAGAUGUGCAGUGUGAGGAAUUUCACUCUCGUAAGCCACAUAAAGUGACUGAAUCCACUGGACGACUGCAGGAGAUGAUCUGCCCGAAACACGACAAGAUCCUUGAGGUUUUCUGCCGCACUGACCAGAAGUGUAUAUGUGUGCUGUGUACGAUGGAUGAACAUAAAAACCACAACACUGUAUCAGUUGCUGCACAGAGGAGAGAGAAACAAGUAUGAACUUUCUACUGGCUU
Megalobrama amblycephala (Wuchang bream) is the source of this 612-nucleotide messenger RNA. Its product is annotated as tripartite motif-containing protein 65-like. Gene Ontology annotation, molecular function: zinc ion binding. Bases 106 to 597 code for a protein of 163 amino acids. NCBI's taxonomy places the organism in Eukaryota, Metazoa, Chordata, Actinopteri, Cypriniformes, Xenocyprididae. The transcript has a single exon. The record is from RefSeq and is a predicted model, not a curated record.